AUGCCGACUCUGAAAGAUCUUGUUUGCCAUGUACAAUGGGCAGAUACAGGAUCUCCGUUUCCAGAAUAUGGCACGGUCUAUGGAGACGGUGUUGUUGAGACCUACAUUGCUAUCCCUACUCAUCCUCAAGUCUUUACCAUUCGACUCACCUCACGAAAGUUCAUUUAUGACGGGUUGGCGAUGGUAGUUUUCAUUGAUGGAAACUACCAAUGCAAUCGUAAUAGAGUCAACCUACAGCCCGCAAAGAAAAACUUGCCUGAAAUCAGAACAAAUAUUGACUUUCUCGUGAGACAGAAGGAGAAACCCAUGGGUGAUGGGACGUACAUGGGUCGGCAGUGGCGCUUCGACGAUUGCAAUCUUGUCUCGCAACUCCCCCCGAGCGUUGACGAGAGCCACUUCGAUGAUCUGGGAACGAUCGAGGUCUUGGUCUUGCGAUGUCAUAGCAACAACCGUGAAGAUAGUCAAUGCUCGACGGCCUCUUCAGGUGAGCACAGCGGGAUCAUGGAUGACGAAGAGGAUGCUGGAGGAGAGCCGGAAGAACCUGACCCUGCCGGCAAAUCAAACACGGAAAAUUACUCUACAAAGGCCGAACAACCUCAACCUGAAGCACAGGACGCCUUCGGUGGCCUUUUUGGCCUAUUCGAUGGACCUGCCGACGGGUGGUCUUCCUUCGCUGGCAAUUCAGGAGAUGCACCGUCAGAUGGGUAUUCUCGAUGGCAGUGGCAAGCACAUACUGGACACCCUGCUCCUUAUGGCCCGCAGGAAAGACCACAACACCCGUCGGAUUAUCGUCCACCUUCUGCGCAUUAUGAAGAACCACGGCGAACAAGGUACAUUUAUCAAAACUCUCCGCCCUCUUCUACCUAUGCCCCCCCAUCGAAUCCGCCUCUUCCGGGCCUCAGACCAGAGAGGCAUGUUCAUUUCGACUACGGUGACGGGAGAGGGCCGCAGUCCAGUAGCUUUCGUACAAGAUACGACCACCAACCCCAUCACACUUGGGAGCGAGAUGAUCAACAUGCAUACCCCCACCCUAGUCCCCAUUACUAUCGCCCGGAGUACGAUAGACAUCGCAAUCCUUACGCCGACUAUCCUGUUCCUCCUGAAGGCGGGCAUUACAUGUACAAUCCGGAUCGGAAAGUCUAUCGGCCAUACCCUAAGCCGAACCAAGUCCACGAAAGCUCCCAGCCACGUCCUCCUCUGGACAGUCACUCUACGCAACACUCAUACUAUCGGCCACCUAUUCGAGGGGCUACCCCUGAGAAUCAGCAAACACACGGGCCUCCAACAUUUGGCGGCUCUCAAACGAAUUUUCCGAACGCGGUUCCGUCGAUAACGUCGCUCCCUGCUCUCCCUCCGAAGUUUCCAAUCCAGCCCACGAACCUGGCCCCGUGCCAACCACAGCCGGUUCAAUGCCCUAUCCCAAUAUGGAUCCCUCCGCCAACGAUGCCAAUUCCACCCUUUCCCGCCGCCGUGCCAAUCUAUCCAUCACAUAACAAUGGCCCCCUGUUUCACAAUCAGAGAAUCGAGUCCAUCAAUGGCCAAAGCACGCAAAUUGAUAGCACCUCAGGUCCCGUUGCAGCCGAGGAGCGGCCAAGUGAUGACAGUUCUCAGAAGCAGGGAGGUGAAGUUACUGACAACCAAGAGCGCUCUAACACCGUUCAAUCUACCUCUGCUCAGGAUCCUCCAGAAAAUCCGAAUAACGGUAACAAUGAUGAUAACUGGGGGAAUUUGGGUGGAGAUAACAACAGCGGCAACACUCCCACGUGGGCAAAUGGAGGCGCAAACGACAAUGGGAGCAAUAAUAUCAAUCAAGGUUGGCGCGACAGCGGAAACAAUACACAGGAUAAUACUAACGACCUAGGUUGGAAUAACGACAAUAGGAACAUCGGAAAUAGUAGCUGGCAGUAUGAUACAAAUCAGGAUAACAGCGGAAGCCAACAAGGCAAUAGCGGUGGUGGCUGGGGAAACAAGAAUCCAAACUCUGAGGGUGAUGGGAAUAACCAACCGAACAGCGAGAGCGGCAAUCAAAACAGCAGCUCGACGCAUAAUAAUGUGUCUGUACUAGUUGGGAGCCGAUCGAACAAUCGAGCUCUGUAUGGCCCCCAUGGGGCGUACUACACUUGGAAAUCCUGUGCGCAGAAUGCUCCUCCGGCAGACGCCGAGGAGGAGCCACGGUAUGAUGUCCCUCAAGCUAUUGCACAAUCCAAGGGGGUUACGAAACAAGUUCAGCCGGGUAAAGGCUACCUGUACAACAAAAAGAGAUGCGUUCCUUACUACAUUGAUUCUCUGGACGAGCCUUAUGCCAGAUUUGUCUUCAAGUACCGGACAAAGGAGCAACUCAAGGACGAGAUCGGGGUCGAGAUCACAACCGAGCCUAGUCCGAACGAGGACGCCAAUGCUCUUGAAAACAUGGACAAGUCAGAGUUGAUUCAGAUGGUGCUCAGAGCCAAAGGUGCUUUGGGAGGGACAAUACCCAGUCCGCCGCCGAAAGUGACUCCGCCUUCCGUGAAGAGCUUUGAGCAGGUGCCCGUCAACGCUCCUGAUGUGGGAUUCCUCAGAUACAGCUUGCCGCGCAUGCGCAACGUUUCAAACACCGCGGGCCUUGGGAUUCGAUUAUCCAAUGCUUCAAGCAACCAGAGCCACGCAGGAAACGUCAACCAAAGCAACAACUGGAAUGGUGGCUGGAACAACGAUUGGCAACAGGGUAGCGGCCAGCAGAAUAGCAACGGGAACAAUGGUGGUUGCCAGAACCGGCAAGACAACAAUAAUCAGCAGAGUAACAGUGGCUGGAACAACCAAAAUUGGAGCAAUGCCAGCAACAGUAACAAUAAGAACGGCAACAGCAACGGUAACAGCAAUGCCAAGCCCAGCUGGAACAACGUUUCCGCCAGUAACAAAAAUGGCUGGGAUGGGCAACAGGAGAAGCAUCCUAGCGUGGCCGCCUCACAGCCCUCGGGGGAUUUCAGUGUGCAUGCCCCUUCUCGCCGAAGCUCAGCGAUCAGUCCAAAGGGAGGGAGCAGACUUUCCGGCCCCGCGAGUUCUAUCCAGAAUCCAAACCCGAACCAGAUCCAAAGCCAGAAUGAGAAUGCAGGACAAGCUCUACCUCAAGGCGACAUGCUUGACUACAUCCUCAACCACCCCGAAGAGGCAGCGAAGAUGGGCAUGGUUGGACCUCCGCCGCCACCACCGCCUGCGAUCGUCUUCACCGGUACCGGCGCGGUCGGGGGCGGCCAGACAAAUAUCGACAUGGACAUAAACGGCGCUGGUCCGCGUCCGCCAACGCCCACGGAUCCUCCGCCGCCCUGCAGUCCUCUCAGCGUCCACGAUCCAGGAACUUUUGGGCCGGGCGACUGGGGAGCGGGGGGGAAUGGGAAUUCAUGGCAGCCGGCCAGCGAUUGGUGA
Messenger RNA from Cladophialophora bantiana CBS 173.52, 3402 nucleotides. RefSeq lists its product as uncharacterized. The transcript has 2 exons. The record is from RefSeq and is a predicted model, not a curated record. Bases 1 to 3402 code for a protein of 1133 amino acids. NCBI's taxonomy places the organism in Eukaryota, Fungi, Ascomycota, Eurotiomycetes, Chaetothyriales, Herpotrichiellaceae.